AUGGUGAACUUGGUCGAUUUCCGUCGUCAGGUUGUAUGUAAUAUAAAGUAUAUCAGUUUGACAAUCGUGGUUGAUUUCGAUUAUAAGAUACUCUUUGAUUCAGUUCGGAAAGGAGUUAUGGUAGUUAUAACAAGAGAUGGUGUUACUUUAGAUUUGGAGGAAGGUGUUGAUUUUGGAGAUGCACUUAGAAAGAAAGUAAAUGAAUUGGCUAGUGGCUGUGUAUGUUCAUCUGACAUAAUCGAUCAAGAAGAAUACUUGAAAAGGCUCUGCAACCAUUUCGACGCAUUCUUUCCAUUAUGUAGUAUUCUUGUUACAAAUCGAAAUCAUACAAUUUCUGGUCAGUACAAACACUUCCGCUAUGAACAACCAGUGUCUAUAUUUGGAAAUACACGUAGAACAGACGUAUAUGUUAUAGGAAGAGGGUACAACACUGUGUUUACUUUGUUAGGUGAAGGUGGCUAUUGCCACUGGAGAUUUAAUGGCUGGUUUGAAAGAAAUGACAAGACAGUUACUUUUGUAUAG
Molecule: messenger RNA, 522 nt
Organism: Ambispora leptoticha
Lineage: Eukaryota; Fungi; Glomeromycota; Glomeromycetes; Archaeosporales; Ambisporaceae
Source: the annotation of a GenBank genome assembly